UCAAGUCCAUAGCAUCAAGUGCAACAGAGAAACAAUUUACGGAAAACACGAUAAAUCCGACCUUGGCGAUCGCCAUUUUGAAUUUCCCAGAAGUCAAUUCAGAAGGGGUUAUGACGUCACUGCGGGGUCUGCACGAAUUCCAGUCAAUUUAGUCACAUGUUGAGUGUUGAUCAAAGUUGACUUUCUCUUGUGUUUUUGCUUAUUAUUUGAGCCAAAAUUUCUCAAUAUUGACUAUGAGUAGUAGUUCAAGAAGCAACUCCAGUUCGGGAAGCGAUUUUAGCGAUUUUCUUGAGGAAAUUCGACAUGAGGGAGGUAUUAUUCAAGGCUACUUGUUCGAGCCGAGACGCAUCGUGGACGAUUCUUCUUCAGAGUCAGGUCUGUCAUCAGAUUCAUCGAACUCUUCAGCUCACGACAAUCGUUUACAAAAUUCAGACUGGUGUGAAUGCGAGCAUUGCCAAGUGAUGGAUAGAGAGGUAGAGUGUCUUUGCUGCCACGAAAUCCCACAGAUCAUGGAGAAAAAUCGUCAAGUCGCUGAAGAGGAAAAUCUCACUGAGCCACUAAAAUGCAUAACGGAUAAUCCAGGAUUCAAAGCUGUGUGUCUCAACCGUUGGGUUUUGGAAACUGCUUGGUUUCAAUAUAGUCAACAAUAUGGUGCCGUUAACACCCCAGAGCACAAAAGAAAACGUCACAUAGCUUAUCGUCAAUUAGUGAGAUGGUGUUGGGGAGUUCUAGGAAAAGAAAUAAGAGUGGUUUUACCUUCAUGUGCUGUGAUGUGUAUUCGUGCCCACUUCCCUCCACCUGGUCUUGAAGAUGACUUUGAAUUCACUGGUUUCCAAUAUCCAGACGAGUAAAGUGCAUGCAGAUGGCAAUUUGCUGGUAGUGACUUCUGUUCUGUAAUGACAAGAUAAGAUAAGUAUAUGUUAUUCAUGACUUUGAAUGUCAGUGUAUCAGAUUCUUUGUACUUAUACUCACUUA
This is a messenger RNA of Exaiptasia diaphana, 975 nucleotides long. Its product is annotated as P2X purinoceptor 7. The record is from RefSeq and is a predicted model, not a curated record. The coding region runs from base 234 to 851 and encodes 205 amino acids. NCBI's taxonomy places the organism in Eukaryota, Metazoa, Cnidaria, Anthozoa, Actiniaria, Aiptasiidae. The transcript is spliced from 3 exons.